ACAGUACAGCCUGAGUGGUCCUAUUGCAAUCACUGCCACCAAAUUCAGCAAUAGGAGCUGCAAGAACAGGAACUCUAAGGUUGCCAGGCUGUCACCAACUGUGCCAUGGGUCAUCUAUUUGGAUUAGGAUGUUUACUCAUCUUAAUAGGAAUGGUGGAUGUAGAGGCUCAGAAUCCCCCUUUAACUAUUGGCAAGAAAUGCUUGGGGAAUGUGAUGCGUAUUGAUGUUGGCCCUCUUGGAGGAAAGAACCUGGAAGUUGCUGCUGUCAUGAAUAACACUGCUGUCAUCCUCACAUCAAGUUUAGCAUCUCAAUGUGGAUUCAGCAUGAAGAGGGACCAGCUGGGAAAUGCCAUGAUCUUUGCUUCCCUUCAGAAUUGUUUUGCUCAGAAUCUGGCAGAUGAAAUGUUCACAACCACCUUGCAUCUCCGUGUGUCUGGACCCUUUCUUCUGAAAGAUGAGAUCUACCAAGUGGUUGAAACCUGCCAGUACUCCACCUGGGCCUCAAGGGAAGUAAUUUGUGACAACAAUUAUAUGGAAGUUUCUUUGAAAAGGGCAGUGCCAGAGGACUACCAUCAUCCCAAACAUGCCAUGCCACUGACUGGUUCAAAGCCUGCGAAUGCUCGGCGCUCUGCAGAGAAAGUACCCAUGGAUGCAGGAUUCAGGAUAACAACUGUAGUGUUCUUUACACCUGAGGGGGAGAAGGUCAUGACUGUGAAUGAUGCCCAUAAGAAGGGAUACUGGGUUGGAAAUUCUCCCACAAGACUGGUCCAGAGAGUUCCUUCAGCAGCACCAGAAAUAUUCACUCAUAAUGUAGCGGGGGUUCCAAUGAGAGUUUUCAAAACUUCAACCAUCUUUGAGAAGACAUGGCUGGCAACACAAAUUGAUGCAGCAGCUGCUUGCCCACUUCAGGAGGGAAGUGUGUUCUUCACUCGAAGCACGAUUACCUGGUACCUGCCCCGACACAUCGACCCAAUGAUCACGUCGCAACAGUUCACGCUGCUGGAGGUUCACUUUGGGAUAAAUGGGCAAAGAAUGGAUGCUGGUGAAAUGCAGGCCAAUAAAUACUCAUUGGCUCUCACUGAUCACUACAUAGUCACCGAAAUUCCUAUUGGAGCUGCUGGAGGUUACUUUAAGAGCCACGUUCAGGCAAACCUGUACUACAUCUCCUACGUGAUUGAGCCCAUGCUUGAGCUGCUGUGGUCUGAAGACUCAGUGCUGGAGCUAACAAAAUACAAAGUGUAUUUUACCAUUGCAACAAAUGUGCUUCCUCAUCCUCCACAGCUUGUUGACAAUACAGUUCCAGCUGACCGGAUGUUCAAGAUGGCUCUGGGACACUUUGCUCUUGACGUAGUCCUGCUGAACAUCACCUUUGGCUCUGAGGUCUUGUCUGUGACUGACUGCAUGGCUAGAGGCUUCAACAUCAUGGAGCAUUUGUCCCACAAUGACACCAUGAGGGUCUAUAGUCUUCAAGUACCCUUCACAGACCCUGCAGUGUCAAAACUGGCAGGAGAGGGUGUGAUUGUUUACUCACUCCACCUAACCUUUGGCUUGCUUGUGUUGGACACACUUGCUCCUUUUUCUCAUGCUGCUUACUUGGAAGCUGUCUUGGAGGACAUGAUCUCACCGUCGGUGUCUGGUGGCUGUGAUCAACGAAACUUCUUCAUUCUGGUGAAAUAUGGAACCAAAGGAUUCAGCUUUCAGACCACAGUGGGAAAACGCUUGAUGACUCCUAGUCUGGCUCAACACUACAACUACAUGGAGAAUGGCACUCACUUUAGUUUCGUUGUGCCAUUUUUGUCUUCUGAUGCUGUGGUUGAGGCUAUAGAGUCAUCUUCCAUUAGGAGCAGACUCAACGUGAUUCUGGUUAAUCCCCAAACAAAUGAACACCUGAAGGACUUCUCCAUGGCUUGCAACUUUCCAUCAACACUUACUGAAUGUUUCCCAAAUGGAACAAUGACUGCACUUGCUGUAAAACUGGAGUCAGUCCCUUCUUUGGACCCUAGUGGGCUAACUCUCCGAGACCACAGCUGUGGCCCUGUGUACAGUGACGAGCGCUACGCCUAUUUUGUGUUCACCGUUAACUCCUGUGGGACGACCAGGAAGUUUUUACCUGACGGCAUGCUCUAUGAAAAUGAAAUUGCUCUGCCAGAUGACCAUCAAAUGAAACCUGCCACAGACUCAGAGGAGGCCCAUUAUGAUCUGAAGGUUACCUGCCUCUAUGACAUAAACACCAGCCAUGCUGUAGCUUUUCACACAAGGCCUCGCAGGAGUGAACCAUAUGCAGAAAACUCUGAGGGCCAGCUCCAUGUUGUCAUGAGACUUUCUCUAGAUGACUCCUACAGUAACUUCCAGAUGCUUGAAGACUUUCCCAUUGCAAAGUAUCUUCAGCAACCACUGUACUUUGAGGUGGAAUUAAAAAGGUCGACAAACCCACAAGUAUCUCUGGAGCUUGAAAACUGCUGGGCAACACAAGAGGAUGACAAGACUUCCCAACCCAGAUGGAAUCUGAUCAUUAAUGGCUGUCCAAACCCAGUGGACCCAUACCAGGUGAUCUUCCACCCAGUCUGGGCUGAUGAGAGGGUUCGCUAUCCCCCUCACUUCAAGCGCUUCGAGGUGCAGAUGUUUGCCUUUGCUGAUGAGAAAGAUGACUUGGUUGGCCAGCUCUUUGUUCAUUGUGACGUUGUAAUCUGUGAUGCCAAAAACCCACUUGGUGGCGUUUGCAGCAGGCAGUGUCCAAACCCUGACGCUGGAAUGAGAGGUCAAAAACGUGACAUUGUCGAUGUUGCUGAUUUUGAACACGUGUCUCUUGGACCCAUUGCAUUUUUGCAAUAAAUGAAAUAAAAAUUUAUUUUAAAUAAGCA
This is a messenger RNA of Oryzias latipes (Japanese medaka), 2861 nucleotides long. RefSeq lists its product as uncharacterized. The record is from RefSeq and is a predicted model, not a curated record. NCBI's taxonomy places the organism in Eukaryota, Metazoa, Chordata, Actinopteri, Beloniformes, Adrianichthyidae.